GAUUCCAUAAGCAAUAAUUUCUACAAAUGACUAAUUAUUUUUUCUGGUAACACUGUAUGUUUUUUCUUUAUUUUGAUCAUGUCGGCGCUUGGUGUUUGUGCGCGAAGUUUUGUUUGUUUUUAUAAGUAUUCCACCUGUACCGUAUCAACAAUGCGAGUAUAACACAGCUAUGAUAAUUACUGAGCUGAUGCACCGUUCCAUCUAGCGCCAAGAUGCCAUAUUACUGCACAGUGCCGCGUUGUACAUCGAUGGCCGGUAAAGCCAAGAAUGUAUCGUUUCAUCAAUUUCCAAGAGACGAGGAGCUUGCAAAGCUAUGGAAUCGCAUACUAAAGAGAGGAAAGCCUUACACUAAGUACUCUAAAGUGUGUAGUUUGCAUUUUAAGCCGGAAGAUUAUACUAUAACGAGCGUGGGAAAAAAUAAGGGACAAUGGAGAACCCUCCGGAAGGAUGCCAUCCCAUCACAGAACCUUCCCUCAGAGUCCCCGGUGCCCUACACGAGGCAAUCCCCGGGAUGUUGGGUGGCCAACCAACCUACAUUGACAGAUCCACUGGUGCAACAGCAAAUGGCGCAAGCCAUAUACAUGCAGACGAUGCUCGCUAUGCAGGCUGCUGGCGCGUCCGACCCCCUCGCUGUGAGCGAUCAACCAACUCCCUUGCCUGAAUCAGCCAAUCCAAGCCCCUCGAGCAGUUCUCUCUCUGAGAUAGAGCUCCUACUACGACGAGACACAGAACAUCCGAAAGAGGUCACCUAUAAAUGCCAUGAAUGCUCCAAAUGCUUUAAAGACCCAGAUGUAUUCAUACUCCACAAAAGGAACCAUAAGAACAACACCACACAACUCGAAAAAGAAAACUAUAGCACUAAUAUUCAAGAUCGAGAGGAAACACUAAGAGCAAAUCCAAUUUUAGCAAAUUUGCUAAAGUCUAGUAUGAGACAUGAACCUGAAACAAAUAUGUCAAAUAUAUUGACAGUUGAGAACCAAAUCAUGGCAGCUUUAGCUUCUAAUAUGGAGGCAUAUAUAAGAACAUUAUCAUCUAUGUUAUCGAACCAAGCUAAUAGAGAAACACAGGAAAAUAAUGAUGAUAAUGAUCAAGAUGGUUCUGAUUAUGACAAUGAGACAAAAGAUGCAAAUAAAGUUGAAUGUGAAGAUACAGAUAAAGAAGAUAGUAUGUGCAUAGAUACGAAUAAAGAUGAAAAGCCUAUGGAUGAAAAUGAUAUAAAAGAUGAAGAAGAUAUAUAUGACAGACUUAAAGUCCCAGUCACGGCGUGUGUAAGUCGAAUAGAAACACAUAUAGACGAAAAUCACGUUUUUUCUAAUGAUGUUAGUGCUGCAGAUAAUUCAAUAAAAGAUGAGUGUAAAGAUACAGAUGAAAACCAAAGUGAUGAUAAAUUUAUGAAUGAUAAUGAAUCCAUAGAAAAAAUACAGGAGGCUUUAAAUAAUCAUGAAGAUUAUGAAAUAAAAACAGAAAACAAUGAAGAGAGGAUUGAAACGCAAAAUGAAGCACUAGUUUAUAAAUAUCAUGAGAAUUCAAAUGAAACGAAAAUGCUUGAUGAUGUAACAAGCAUAGAAGAAAUGAAAGAAACCAUAGUAGAUGAAAAUCACGUUAAUGCAGUUAACAACGUAGUUGACAAUACUACAACAGAAGAAUCUGAUGAUGAAUAUCUCGCGAGAAGAGAUAAUAAGGCAAAUAAUGGAAAUAAGGAGGCUUUUAUAGAUGAUUACAAGCCAAAUGAUGCAAUAAAUGAAAAUGACAGAGAAGAGAAAAUGUUUGACGAUAAUGGUAAGUUAGAUCAGGCUAAUCCUGAAUGUGAUAGUCUUGUAGAUACAGAGUUAAUUACAUUAGAAUUAGAAACUUGAGUAGGUUUUGAAAUAAUGUUUACUUGUAUAAAUGGCAACGACCAUUGGAAAUCUAUUGAGCCAUUGGUCACUUAGUAUGCAAAAUUGACAAAUGUACUUAAUCCAAGAAGAAUUUGUCGAAUCGAUGUAAGGUGCAUUGGGGUGUUUUUUCAAAUAUGGCAAAUAUUUAUAAAACCAGAAGUUUUUCAUUCUUAAAGCUCGACUCUCCAUACAAAAGUAGUUACGCUCUCAUUUUAAUACGACUAGCUAGAUUGCUCGGAAACUUUGUACUUACGAUAAGAUAGGAUAUACCUAUACUCUGUAUCUUUAGGUAUUUAAAUAAAAGUAAACAAAAUCUACCCUCAAAUGUCUCCUUAAGCCAGUAGAGGGUAGAUGAAAACAUUAAAUGGUCAAAAAUGUAGGUUAAAGUCGGGUCGUUCAGUGACUGAUCCAGGCGAUUUUGUAUUUGGUUGGUUAACCAAUAAAUGUUAUAACUACCCGAAAAUUUACAAAUUGUUUGUUUACUUCUAUUUAAAUACUUAAAGAUACAGAGUAUAGUCCUGUGAUUAGUUUGUGUAGCUUCAGAUACCAGAUAUAACAACAGCGAAUUUAUGUUUUUCAUACAAAACUUGUUUUUGCUCUAUUUAGUUUGUUUUAUAAGCUGGAGCUAUAUAAAAUAAUUACACGACUAGAGAUCUAAUGUCAUUGUAUGUGUAAUAGUACAUUACUAUAGAGGCCGGGAAACGUAGGGUUGCGGGCCAAGGCCAAGAGAUACGCGGCCGGCAACCCCGUUUCUCGCCGAGAUAUGUAUAGUGCUUUUCUCAAACUUGCAAUUAAAACAAAAAAUUGUAGUCAAUUUGUUUUGUGGCGACCUACUCGGCUCGUCACUCUACCAGCGGUGUACAACCUUACGCGCGUAAGUCCGCGCGCCUGCGCGAUGCGCCACCGCCGUUGCUUAGCAACGAAUAUGCACAACAAAUCACCGUACCAAGCUAACUGAAGCUAGUUCAAAAAACAAAAGAAGGUUGCUUUACAGUCCUAGGUGUGUAAGGCUGUAUGAAAUUCCUUUACAUAUCAUGUUCACUCAUGCCACCUGAUAUGUAGUAUUUCCGGGCCUAAAUUGACGUAAGUCAUGUCAUCAUUUCAUAGCAAGUUUUAGAAAAGUUUCAUUACAAUCCAACACCUAGUUUUAAAAUGCGAAUGAAACCCUUAAGCAAAACUUAUACUGUUGCUCCAGUAGAAAGUGUUUCUAGUUUAGAGAAUAUUAGCCAUUUUGAAAAUUACCCCGCUUCCGAUGUUACCCCUAUGCAAUUUACUGAAGAUAUUUUUGUACUCAAUGAUUUUUUCUUCGAGUACGUCUGUUAGAUGAAAUUUCAAAUUUUAAUCAUAGUUUAUCAUGAUCGUCAUCAUUUCGAUAAAAGCUGGUCACAAACAAUACUUAGAGAAUAGUAUCAUAAUUAAGAUCAUAUCCCGCCUUACAGACUGCUAAUAAUAUUGUAUAUUUUGUUUAUAAGUGGAUUAGUUGUAGUAUUGACGUGUAACUACUUAUAUUUAGAAUUCAUUUUCAUUAAUCAACAUAUUUGGCUGGUUAUAUAAAUAAAUAACACACGUAAAACUCUCAAAAAAAGGACCUCCAAAUUGUACCUAAUAGUAGGGGGGAAACCUUUUCUUAGCUGCGAAGAAAAG
Molecule: messenger RNA, 3521 nt
Organism: Cydia pomonella (codling moth)
Lineage: Eukaryota; Metazoa; Arthropoda; Insecta; Lepidoptera; Tortricidae
Product: protein PFC0760c-like
Exons: 4
Coding region: 213-1856 (547 amino acids)
Source: RefSeq, a predicted model, not a curated record